AUGCUCAAGUUUUCCAGAAAUUAUGGAUUCAAAGCUGUCAAACGGGAUUUCCAGCUUUUGCCUGAAUUUAAGCUGAAAUGCGGCCUUGAAAUACAUACGCAACUGAACACACGACAUAAGCUCUUUUCUUACUCUACAAAUGAUGCGUUCGCCUCUGCCAACCUUCCUAAUCACCAUGCAUCGUUCUUUGAUGUUUCACUGCCGGGAACGCAGCCGAAAUUAAAUUUGGAGGCGAUUCUAUACGCUACUCGGUUGGGUCUCGCACUGAAGAGUAACAUUAACUUGAACUCGCAGUUUGAUCGAAAACAUUAUUUUUACGGGGACCAGCCCUUAGGAUUCCAGAUUACGCAGCAUUUCAGUCCAUUUGCUCGCGGGGGGUCCGUGGAAUUGACGAAGGUCUUGAACGGCAUCGAUCAGGAACAGAUACAAAUUGAUAUAACGCAAUUACAGAUCGAACAAGAUACAGGCAAAUCCGUCUACAAAGAUUCUGAAAAGGUUUCACUAAUAGAUCUCAAUCGUUCCAAUGUGCCCCUGAUAGAAAUGGUUACGGAGCCAUGUUUUUCCGACCUCAAGCAAAUUCGAUCUUUUAUCAAAAAGUACCAAAAUCUGGUGAGGCACCUUGGAAUUUCCACUGGUGAUCUCGAAACCGGCGCUAUGAGAGUAGAUGUCAAUCUAUCCGUGAACAAUCAUUGUCGGGUUGAAUUGAAAAAUCUUCCCAACACCAGUUCUAUCAUGAACGCAAUAAAAUUCGAGUAUGAAAGACAGGUCGACAUAAUACGAAAUGGGCUAGCCAAAACUUUACUGGCAGAACCAGAAACUCGAGGCUGGGAUGGAACAUCGACGGUCAAAUUAAGGAGUAAGGAAACCUCGAUAGACUACAGGUACAUGCCAGACGCUGAGUUACCGCUGGUACGACUAUCCGCUGAUGCAGUUGCCCGUGUGAAGGCGUCUUUGCCCGUUCUACCAGACGAAACGAUAAAGCUGUUGAUGGAGAAACCUUACAGACUGUCUUUGAAGGAUGCUAAGAUUUUAACAUUAAAUGCAAGCGGUCAUGGCCAGCAAUAUACACAGAAAGAGCUGUUAGACUUCUAUCUACAAGCCUUCAACUCUGCCCUAGAGAACAAUGGAGAAAAGGCAAAUCAGAGGCUAUUGACUAAUUGGAUUAUUCAUGAGCUUUUAGGUGACCUCAAUAGACUGGGUUUGCCAUUGCGUGAAGCAAUCGCGGUUGUUCCGCCUACCAAAUUCGCUGAGCUCGUAACCUUAAUUCAGGAAGAGAAGAUUUCCAAUGCUAGUGGUAAGCUCUUAUUAUUUCACAUUCUUGAGCAAACGAGAGAUGGAUCAUUGACCCAACCUGCGGAUCUUCACGGUAUAAUAGAAAAAUUUGAUCUUGGUGCACGCAGUGUGGUCGACGAUGAAGAGCUUUUGAAAGUAUGUUCAGAGAUUCUGUCCUCAGUGACCGACCCAAUGAUGCUUUCUGGAAUCACUUCAGGGAAGCGAAAAAAUUCUUUGAAGUACCUCGUUGGCCAGGGAAUGCGCCUAUCACAAGGACGAGUCAAAGCAAAGUUGUUCGAAGAUACAUUCAAAAAACUUCUGAAUGCUAAUUGGUGA
Molecule: messenger RNA, 1608 nt
Organism: Lachancea lanzarotensis
Lineage: Eukaryota; Fungi; Ascomycota; Saccharomycetes; Saccharomycetales; Saccharomycetaceae
Gene: PET112
Product: LALA0S01e06436g1_1
Exons: 1
Coding region: 1-1608 (535 amino acids)
Biological process (GO): glutaminyl-tRNAGln biosynthesis via transamidation; mitochondrial translation
Molecular function (GO): glutaminyl-tRNA synthase (glutamine-hydrolyzing) activity
Source: RefSeq, a predicted model, not a curated record